Molecule: messenger RNA, 1173 nt
Organism: Pipistrellus nathusii (Nathusius's pipistrelle)
Lineage: Eukaryota; Metazoa; Chordata; Mammalia; Chiroptera; Vespertilionidae
Source: the annotation of a GenBank genome assembly
AUGGCCCUCCCCCCAUCUCUGGACCCUGGACCCCGCUCAGAGCCCCUCAGUCAUCCCCCUGGAGCCCCUAGGAAAUUGGACAUUGCUGAAUGCACCGUCUGCCCUUCUGAAGAGGAAAGAAUCAGGCCAGAACAAGCCCAGACACCGGGGCAGGACUCUUUGUGCCCUUCUGAGCACUUACAGGGUGGGCUGAAGAACACUGAGCCUACAUCUGGUCACCCCAGAUUGCCAAUGCCUUAUUCCCAUGAGGACUCCAUUGGGGGCAAACACCGUGAGAGCCCUCUCUCUGGCUGGGAGGUAUUGGAGGCUGAGCAGGAUCGCCUGCACCUUUGCCUAUUGGGCCUGGGUCGCCGGCUGCAGGACCUAGAGCGAGGCCUGGGGCCCUGGACAUUGGCCCAGAAUGGGAUGGUCCAGCUGCAGACCCUACAGGCAGACCUACGUGGGACAGCUGAGCGUGUAGAUGCACUUCUGACGUUCAGUGAGGGGCUGGCGCAGCGGAGUGAGCCUCAGGCUUGGGCAUCCCUGCAGCAGGUCCUAAGGGCCCUUGGAGCCCACCGAGACAGCAUCUUCUGGCGGUUGUGGCGGUUGCAGGCCCAGCUGGUCAGCUACAGCCUGGUAUUCAAGGAGGCCAACACACUGGAACAGGAUUUGGAGACUGAGGCGGAUUCAGACUGUCCCGGACCUGGUGGGAUCUGGGGGUCCUGGGAACCCAGUAGCCUCCCCACUCCUGCAGAGUUAGAGUGGGACCCGGCAGGGGACAUUGGGGGCUUCGGACCCUUGGGGCAAAAGACAGCCUGGACACCAGGGGCUCCCUGUGAGCUGUGUGGCCACAGGGGCCCCCAGAGCAGGGGACAAGGCCUUGAGGACAUAUUCACGUUGGGUCUCAGCCACCAGAAACACUUAGUAGGUCACCAAAGACUCGCCCUGCUCCAGAAGUCUCAGGACAAGAAGACUCAAGCAUCUUCCAGUCUCCAGGAUGUGAUGCUGGAGGUAGAUCCUGGAGCCCCCACUACGGCAUCCAGGCGGCCCCUGACCUUCCUUCUUCUCUUCCUUCUCUUGGUGGGUUUCACAUUGCUCCUGUCCCAGUCAGGGGGCCCCUGCUGUUCUCCUGCCCCACUGGCCAGGACACCUUACUUGGUGCUCAACUAUGUCAAUGGUCUCCCCCCAAUCUGA